UAUAUAUAUAUAUAUAUAUAUAUUAGGCUGAAUGAAAAAUCUAUGUUUAACUGAAAUUUGAUUGAUGGAAACAGAAGAGACAUACAUAAAGCAGCUAGUCUGAAUUCUAUAGGAGGCAUGCAUUACCUAUAAUGUCUAAAUUUUAGAAGAAUUAAAGUCCUGAUCAUUAAUAGCAUAAUAUUCUGCUUCAUAAUGUAACAACUAAUGGAUUAUACACAAUUUUUCAGAAAGUCGGACCGAUGUUUAACUGUUAAAACACAGAAAAUGCUCACUGUCUUGAAUUCUGCUAUGUAACGCUGAGUUUUUCAGACAAUGGAUUUUAUCUCACUGUGAUUGCAUAACUAAACAUAAAUAUUCCACCCAGUUAAUCGUAAAAUAGUGAUUUAACUGAGAGUCUAUACAGUAUGUGGAUUACAUGAAGACUAAAGGACUACAUAUAAGGAUCUAGGAAGGAGUCGAAAUGGAUGAAGACUCUCGAUUCUCUACGACAUCAUCUGCAUCGAUGAAGCAACCGACGCAUUUAUUCCCUCCUUCUCUGCCAAUACCACCUUAUCCUGCUCCAGACUUGAUCCCGGUUAAACUGCAGACAAGAAGAACAUCAGCGCCGACAACAUCUCAUAAAUGUUAUUAUGACAUCAAUAAAAGUCACAGAAAUAAUAAUUAUAACAACAGAAAUUUGGAUAAGCAUUGUUUAAGAACAAGUGAAAAUCUAGGCAAUUUAUUGCCUAGUGAAUACUCCCCUGAUAGUCCACCACAAUCACUUGCAGGCGAAAGUAUUUCUUAUUCAGAAUUCGACAGUCUUUUUCUUGCUAAUGAACACUUGUCAGUAAACAGUAGUCUGACAAGUAAAAUUCAAGACUGCACAACAUUUAGAUCGAACUGGUCGCACAAUAGUGAAGAAAGUCUUUUAACAGCACUCGUAAGAUGUCAGAAAGUCACAAGAAAAAAUAUGGCAACAAAACAAAAUAUGUCAAGGAAUAAUGAAUUAUCUGUGUCCAACCAAAAUAAAUUAUCAGUGCCUGAAGGAAAUCAUUCAGCUAAUUGUCAGAAUGUAGUGGAUUACAGUCAAAAUGGCGUCAAACCAUGUAUUUUGACUAAUAUAACUAAAGAAAUGAUAAGUUCCAGUGAAAGUGAAAAGCAUAAAACUAUUCGAAGACGGAUAACAAUAGCUGGUGAACAUCCUUCUGUUCCACAUUCACGGAAACCUACAUCUCUCCAACAACAACAAACGCAUAAUUCUAAUCACAACAGCCGCAUCUCAAAAAGAUCCAGUGAUUCACAAAAUCUAGGCAAGGUAGCGCUGGCAAAACAAAGCUGGGAAAAUUACUUUACACCUAAACCUCCUCGUAUUGCAAGAAAUAAAACCACUGAAGGUGAACGCAUUACACGACCAGUUAGUGUAUGUAUAACUCAGGAUAUGGGACAAUACCAGAGAUCUAGUAGUGUCGACUGUACAUAUCAAGACUAUAAGAUUAAAGACACUUUUGAAAAUAAAACAAUUACAAAUAAUUUUGACAAGCAGUUUAGUAAUGGUUAUAAUGAACACUUAAGCAUCCCGAAAUAUAAAUCCAUAUCGACCCCUGUAAGUCCGAUCUUUUCAGCGUGUGAUUCACCUAGAACUCUUUCACCUGCCAAAAGAUCGACUGUCACUUAUGAAGAAAAUAGGAAUAUAGACUGCACAGAAUCAAAGCAUACAUGUAAAGGCUAUUUACCAAGGUUUAAUCAUCCUGCUUCUGUUGAUGAUAAUUUAAAUUGUCUUAAUCAGAAGCCUGAUCGACUGGUCUACAACACACCUGAAUUGUGCAGCUUAGAGAUCACAAACGAUAGAAAUUCAAGUUCUACUCUGACCCUUACUGAAAAUACUACAACAACAACCAAAGAUCCUAAUCAAGUUACGCGGUUGAAUCAACCAACCGGACAGAAUACUUUCAACAGUAAUGAAAUCUCAACAAAUGACAGUGGAAUUAUGAAACGUUUAUGCACAAGUGAUAUACACUAUCCUAAUUUUAAUGUUGAAGAAAUUACAGAAAACGGCUACACUCCUAAACGUCCGUUGUCUGUUACCAUCAAACGUCAUUGUAUUCAAUUUCCUACACUUAAUUCAAAUGACAGAAAGUCAAGUUUGUCUUCCACCAACUCGUCAAAUGACUAUGAUAAUAAUAAUAAUAUUAAUAAUAAUGACGAUUGUGAUAUAUUUAGUGACAAAAGUAAAAACCUUAUAGAAAGUAAAUCUCCCUAUGCAACAGCAGAAAAUAUACAGACAGACUUCACUUCAAACAAUCACUCUCAUUGGUCAAGACUGCAUGUUGAAAAAAACAGAUUACUUGAAAAUUUGAAAGUGAAUCUCUCAAACAAAAACACACCAAUUGACCACUUAACACUGCCAUCAGAUAAGCGUAGUACACUGAUCAGAUCAUAUUCAGCAGAUAAUAAUCCUAACCGAGCUCAUUCAAGAAAUAAUUCAUCACCAGCUGGAAUUGAAAGAUCAGAAUCAUUUCAUAAAGUAAUUAAUCAUAUAUCACACAGUGUAAAAUCCAAUCAGAAACCGCCGUCACCUUAUAGUAUUUCUGUUAAUUAUAACGAUAAUAAAUCAGGAUAUUCUUCAUCUCCAAUUUCUCCUAUCUCCGUUAGUGUUUCUCUAUCACCAAGAUUAGUACAGAAUGAUUCGAUUCACCUAUCAAAUAACAAAAAGCAUUAUGUCUCAUCUAAAGAAUGUCAUCAGCUGAAAACCAAUAUAAGACAGGAAAAGAUUUCAAAUAAACAGUCAGUGAAUUUAUCAAGUGUUUCUCCGCAUUUACCAAAAAUUUGUGCAAACAAAGUCGUAUUGUGUCAAAGCAAAUCAAAUAAUUGUUAUGAAUAUGGUGAUGACUCCGAUGAGGAUGACAAUGAAAAUUCCAGAGUUGACAAAGUUAACUGUACAGUAGAAAAAAUGUCGUUAUCACCUGCAGCAAGACGUUAUGAAGAACACGUGUUAGCUACUGUUUCUGGAAAGGCCUACAAUAAACCUGGACAUCAAAUCUUUUUUAAUAAUAAUCAUAACAAUGUGAAUAGUAGUAUGCCAUAUCAGAAUUUAUUGAAAAAAGUGAAAAUAUCCCCUGACUAUCUGCAAAAUAAUAAUAAACUGAUAACUACAAAUAAUAAUUAUAAUAACUGUCGAGAUUAUGACGAAGAAAGUGAUUCAGUUGUUGACCAACUUCAAGAUGACUUGAAUUAUGCAGAAAUUUGGCGGGAGAAACUCGGCGCUAUAACUCGUUGGAAACGCGAAGUAGACAAAGCUAUGUUGGCCGGUGAAACAGAUAUUAAAGAGAUUCUAUGCAAUCCAGAAACAUCAAUUUAUGAUAGUUGUGUUGAAAAUAAAUACAGCCUAAUUAAUACACCAAAUAAUAAUCAUGAAGUUAAUACUUACCUACAACCAUUACCAGUUCAAGUGAACCCAUUCUCUCCAAAUGAACUAUGCCCAUCACCAAGGGAUUUGCAAAGACAAUUUCUACCCUGUAAUAUUAUACCAUUAAAACAGUCUCAGACAUUUGUUAAACCUUUCAAUGGAAGUGGGACGGAACAAUGUCAAAAUGUUUCAUUCAACAAUGUAGCACAGCAAGCAUUCCAGAUAAGACCGGAAGCGUUGAAAAAUUUAACUCCUACCAAUAAUCUCAUUCAGAAUAAUCAGAUUUGUAUGCCGACUACUCAAAAGAAUUACCAACAGCCAAAUUAUUCUGUACCAGCAAAGGUUGUCAUUCAUCCCAACAUGGUCGCAAAUGAUUACCUAAAUCAGCGAAACAACGGUCAGCUAGAUGGUUCACCACAGUUCAAUCCACAGUAUCAACAAAUAAGGUUAAAAGCACCUAUUCCGCAUGUUUCAACAACAAGACAAAGAGUAAAUUCUGGAGGUGCUAUACUCCUACAACCAGUUCAACAAACACCAAAUCAUACAAACAUGCCCUACUAUACAUCUAAUAUUCCUGUCAACAGAGAAAUAAGUAGCCAAUCACCAACACAUUUAAAACAUGAGUCAAAUUUAAUUAUUCCAAAUGAAAAAUCCUCCCCUAAUGUUUCAAAUAAAAAUCCAACAAUUAGAACAUUUCGAAAUUUUUUCACACCAAAACUUCGACGUAAAACUUACGAGUUGGAUAAAACAGAACCAGUUGUGUAUAAUAAACAAAAUCUUUUCUCUUCAACAAAUACUCCGCAAAACAGUACAGGACCGAAUGUAGGAAAUAAUGCCAGAGAAAAUAUGACAGGAAACAACUUUCCAGUACAAAAUAACCAGUAUAAAAAGAUUACACCAUCGACCUCAUAUACAGAUGCUUUGAAUCUAGCUGUUGCUGCCAAUGCUGCAUUAAGCGAAGCAUUCCAUCAGUCAACACCUCCUACGGAUACCUUUCAAAGGACCUCCUCUACCAAUCACAUCACGCCCUUAAAAACACAAAAAUGCAAAACUCAGACUUCAACGGUUCUUCCAGAAUCUCUCAAUACUGAUGAACAAGCUGCAAGUGAAAUAAGUCCUUUGCCGAAUGAGAUUGUGCAAACAGAAAAUAAAAACAGAUUUUCGCAUGGAGGUAAAUUUAUCAAGCACCAAAAGAAUAUGUCUCUUUCACCUAUUUCAUCAACUGUUCAAUCCAGCCAAGGCGACAAAUCACCCAUAGGGAAAUGGACUGGUACAAAUAAGUCACAAAACUUAACAGUAGAACAAAUAUUUAAUACAGAGUCGAAGAAUGGAAGCCCAAAACCAUUGAUCAAUGAUAAGAAACCCAGUGACUCAAUAAACCCAAGUACUGAAACCAGACGUCCUCAAGGUCGUCUCCGUUCUACUCUUCGCCAUGCUGUUACACUUAGUCCUUGCCGCCGUAAACCAGAUUUGCAAUCAGAACAGUGGAAUGGGGCAUAUUUAGAACCAGGUUCAUUAGCCUUGAGUUCUGGUUUUGUGUCGGCUGGUUCUAUUGUGAAUGCAGCUGAGGAUUCAACUUGGCAGAUGAAUAAAGACGAACCUCCAGGAUCGUCACCUAAAGUGAAAGCUAUUCCACCGCCGGUUAAUGUCUACGAUUACCCUAUCGUCACAAAUUUGGAGAAAGAUUUAAAUACAAUUGACUGUCUAAUCAAUGAUACACAAAAUACACAAGAUGAACAUGUUUCACAAAUAAAAUCACAUCAAGAUUUGAAAAUGUCGUCGAAUCCUACGAAUAUUAACUCAGUGAAACAGCAACGAUCAGUGGAUAAUAGAAUCCCACCACUACAAACUUUACCCCCAUGCAAGUUAUUACUUGGUCGUGUAGCUUCAAAUGAAGAUAUAUGCAUUGAAACUGAAACACCAUUUGCAUUUAAUAUAGCCGCUACUGAUAAGGAGAUUUGUAUUACACGAGUGGCCUCCGUAGGAGAUCUUGAAUAUCAACAACAGCAACAACAACCACAGAUAGAGAAUCAAGAAGAUCCAUCAUCGACAAAUGUAGAUGGACAGAAAUAUCAAAAUUCUCAAUCAAUAAACAAGAAGAAGAAGAAAGGAAUUCCAAUCAGUUUACGUUUAACAUUUGGUUCUGAAUCAAAGCUAAAUAAAUCAACUUCACUAAACACUGCUGGUGAAGAGCAAGCAAUCACAUCACAAAUGAAAAAUUACCGUGCAAUGUACUAUGUGGAUAUACCACAAGGCUGCAGAACAGGUGAGCUACGCAGAAAGACAAAUCGACACAAAAGUGCUUCUAGUGUACCAAAUGUCACAAGGUACAGUCUUCCAUGUAUAAGUUAUUGUGAAGAAUUACCCAAGCCGAUUUCAUUACUUCCACCCUUGACUGUAGAGAAGAACCGGUGAAUGUAUGUAGAGCAUGAUAUUAGGUGAAGAAAAUACAUAUACAUAUACAUAGUGUAAAAACUAUCAAACUAGAAUGAUUUGCCAUAACCUCUUGGUAAAAUGGCAAUUGUAUUAUCACAAAGCAUGCAAUAAUUUCAAAAACUAGGUUUGUAUAAAUAUUUACAUUAAAACGUUUUUUUAUUAAAAUAUCUUACUUACUGCAUACCCUCAUUUUCAUUAAUGCAGUAAAAUAAUCUUAAAUAUUAAUACACAUAUUUCAUUUUACCCAUUGAAUGAAAUUAACCAAAAAGAAAUGGUUAUGCUUAUAAAAAACACUUGCUGGUCAAAUGUAUUCUCGUUAUAAAUAUCACUGCUAACAGAUAAUCUCUAAAUGUCCAAAACUAGGAAGAUUAGGACAUUUAUAAAUAAAUAAAUAAAUUACUUAUUAGUGAAAUUUUCUGUGGGCUUUUAUUAGAAAACUUUGUUACCCUUGUUAUAUCAAGACGAAACAUUUCUAUUUACUAUAUAUAUAUAUAUAUACAAAUGUGUCAUUAUACGGUAACAGAUCACUUACAAAUCUACUUCGUCUUUAUUUCAAUUAACACUGUAAAACAACUACCUUAUACGAAAAGAAGAAAUUAUAUAACUCAAAUUGUCUGAAAACCCACUGAAGAAGACAAUCAGAUUUUCUUUUCCAUCCUUUUGUCUCUUUCAUGAUCAGUUCAGAUUUCCUACCUUUCUUCCCUCCUUCCUUACUUCUUUAAAAGGUUUUUUGAACAUUCAGAUGAAGAGAAUAAAUCAACAUUGAAUUUUAAUACAAUAUACCUUCGCGUUUUGUUGUUGUUAUUGUUGUUCCUGCUGCUUGUUUUGAAUAAGAAGUUUAUUUAUCUUAUUUAUUUGAAAAAAAAG
Messenger RNA from Trichobilharzia regenti, 6688 nucleotides. NCBI's taxonomy places the organism in Eukaryota, Metazoa, Platyhelminthes, Trematoda, Strigeidida, Schistosomatidae. The record is from the annotation of a GenBank genome assembly.